AUGGGGAUGUACAGGAUAAAAUUUGAUGCCGGGACUCUUCUGCUUAGUACACACCGACUGAUUUGGAGAGAUCAGAAAAAUCAUGAAUGCUGUAUGGCCAUUCCUUUGUCCCAAAUUGUAUUUAUUGAAGAACAGGCAGCUGGAAUUGGGAAGAGAAGAUUGUUUGUUGAGCAGAGUUCAACAAAAAUUUCAUUUUCAUUUCAGGCCUUUGAAGACCUUAGCAAGCUAAUGAUCAAGGCUAAAGAAAUGGUGGAGUUAUCAAGAUCAAUUGCUAAUAAAAUUAAAGAGAAGCAAGGUGACGUCACAGAAGAUGAGGAACGAGGGGGAAUAAUGUCACUCACAGAGGUGUACUGUUUAGUAAAUCGAGCUCGAGGAAUGGAAUUGCUCUCUCCAGAAGACUUAGUGAAUGCCUGCAAGAUGCUAGAAGCACUGAAAUUACCUCUCAGGCUCCGGGUUUUUGACAGUGGUGUCAUGGUAAUUGAGCUCCAGUCUCACAAGGAAGAGGAAAUGGUGGCCUCAGCCUUGGAGACGGUUUCAGAAAAGGGAUCCUUAACAUCAGAGGAGUUUGCUAAGCUUGUGGGCAUGUCUGUCCUCCUGGCCAAAGAAAGGUUGCUACUUGCUGAGAAGAUGGGCCAUCUUUGCCGAGAUGAUUCAGUAGAAGGCUUGCGCUUCUAUCCAAAUUUAUUCAUGACACAGAGCUAAGGAUUUUGUACUUGAAAUACUUCUUGGCUGUACAUUUGUUUCAUGUAGAGGUAUUGUGACAUUAAGACAUGAGAUAAACCCUGAUCAAACUGAGAAUUUGUUAAAAUUCUACAGUAUCAUAUAAAACUCUUUUCAUCUUUCUCUAAAUACUAUGGAAAAUAUUAUAGGAAACUACAGAAAAGUGAAUGUCAAUAAGGAUUUAAAGUCAUUCUAUGGUUAUUCAGAAACUUCUGAGUUUAACUUGAAACAUGGUGGGUUUUAACUUGAUCCCCAAAGGGGAAACAAUUUUAUAAAGAAGGGAAUUUAAGUCUUUGGGGAAGGAGAAAGAGAGGUUGCGUGUUUGAGCCGAUUAGAUUGCUUAUUUCUAUGUGAUUAAGAUUCACAGAAUUGCAAACAUUUUCCUCUGUGUUUGAUGUGCCCGUGGGGGGUUUUCAUGGAGGAAGUCAGAGCAAUAGUGUCAUUUAAGGACCUGACAACAUUGGAACCAAAUAUCAAACUGCAGAAUGCCACCAAGACUCUUUCUAAGGGCUUUCAAAGUAGCCAUAACAGACCAAAUAAAACAUCUUUGAAAAAAGAGAGGAAAAGGGGUGUGGCUCUUGUCUAGCAUGCAAGCAUGAGGCUUCCCAGCAGUUGGGGAGUAGGGGAGGAAAAGGAGAAAAUGUUUGAAUUGUGUCUAUAUACUGCAACUAAUUUCUCUUUAUUUUUUAAGUGACGAUUUUUCAUGGCUGGCAUUUAAAGAAUGUGACUGUGUCAUUUUGCUUGAAAAAUUUGUGGAUUUUGAAACUGAAUUAAAGAGCUGUAUGGAUUU
Dipodomys ordii (Ord's kangaroo rat) is the source of this 1510-nucleotide messenger RNA. It is a transcript of the gene Vps36, whose product is annotated as vacuolar protein sorting 36 homolog (S. cerevisiae). The record is from RefSeq and is a predicted model, not a curated record. Gene Ontology annotation, molecular function: ubiquitin binding; phosphatidylinositol-3-phosphate binding. Lineage: Eukaryota; Metazoa; Chordata; Mammalia; Rodentia; Heteromyidae. Gene Ontology annotation, cellular component: ESCRT II complex; late endosome membrane. Gene Ontology annotation, biological process: protein transport to vacuole involved in ubiquitin-dependent protein catabolic process via the multivesicular body sorting pathway. The transcript is spliced from 11 exons. The coding region runs from base 1 to 702 and encodes 233 amino acids.